AUGAGCGUGCAAAAGGAUGACGACGGAUUCGUGACUUCUGUCGGCCCAUCCACUGGCGCCGUAGAGACUCUCGCCGCCGAUCUUGCAAAGGCACUCCCUACAGAGAGCGAAGGAUCCACUCAGGAUCCUAUUGGACUACUCAAGUCCGAAUUCGAGGUCGAAAUUACAUUGGCGGAUCAACAGGCCGACCCGAAUUCCCCACUGUACAGCGUCAAAUCCUUUGAUGAGCUCGGCUUAACUCCCGAGUUGGCAAAGGGCGUUCGCUCCAUGGGCUUUAUUCGGCCCUCAAAGAUUCAAGAGCGUGCGCUGCCACUCAUGUUAAACAACCCACCUCAGAACAUGAUCGCACAAUCGCAAGCUGGAACGGGAAAAACGGCAGCUUUCACUUUGGCCAUGCUCAGCCGGGUAGACGUCUCCAUUGCUGAGACGCAGGCUAUAUGUCUUGCGCCGACUCGAGAGCUUGCCCGACAGAUCAUGUCGGUCGUGGCUGAGAUGGGCAAGUUUACUACUGUAACGACCGGAUACGCCAUCAAGGAGACGCCACCCUCGCCAAAUGCCCACAUUGUCAUUGGUACAGCGGGCACGAUGCUCGAUCUCAUUAGCAAAAAGGUCAUCAAGCCCGAGACGAUUAAAAUCUUUGUCCUUGACGAGGCAGAUAACAUGUUGGAAAAAGGAACAUUGGGUGACCAGACUCUACGAGUCAAAAAUCGUAUGCCGAAAACGGUGCAGACGCUCCUCUUCUCUGCCACAUUUCCCCCGCAUGUCCGCGCGUUUGCGACCAAGUUUGCUCCGAGAGCCAACGAGAUUAUGCUCAAGACGGAGGAACUCUCUCUCGACAGCGUCAAGCAGUUUUACCUGGAUUGCGAUUCAGAGAAGCACAAGUUUGAGAUUCUCGUACAACUAUACUCUCUUCUUGUGGUAGGGCAGAGUAUUAUCUUCGUACAGCGACGCGACACGGCGGAUUCCGUCGCUGCUCGCAUGAUAGCAGAAGGCCACAAAGUCACUUCGUUGACAGGAAGUCAUCAGGCUGGAGAUCGUGAUCAGACGAUUGAUGACUUCCGAGACGGCAAGACAAAAGUUCUCAUUACUACCAAUGUGAUUGCGCGUGGUAUCGACAUUACUCAAGUCAAUCUCGUCAUCAAUUACGAUUUGCCACUGACGGCAAGUGGAGAACCAGACGUCGAAACUUAUUUGCAUCGUAUUGGCCGUACGGGUCGAUUCGGUCGCAAGGGUGUGUCGAUCAACUUUGUUCACGAUAGAGCGACGUGGAACAAGAUGCAUUUCAUCGAGACUGCAUUGGGGAAACCGAUCGAGCGGAUUGCCACGACGGAUUUGGAUGAGAUGGAAGCGAUUCUGCGGUCUGCUCUCAAAGACAAGGGAAAGGCUACGGGCUCUGCCGUCGUACCGAGACAUGGCACGCCUGCUGCCCCUAAACCUCUUAUAAAAGCGGUUACUGCCGAAGUAAAGAAGUCAAACCGCGUGUUCCAAAAUCAAGACCCAGUAUCUGCGAGUGACCUACAAGGUUUGGAGGAUGCGUCCAACUGGAACGGCUUGCUACUCAACGCACGAGGCGAGCGGGGGCCCCAGUGGGACGUGACGACUCAAAUGUAUCAUGUACAAAUUGGCACGGAAGAGUAUUUUGAUCCGACGCUAUUAGAGGACCCCCCGAAAACUCCGCCUCCGGAACAACUCAGUCUUCAGACAAAUGUUCAGCCGCUCCCCGCGCAGAUGACUCCGGCGCACGAUACAGCAAUGGCAAUAGACGCGAGCCCGACUCGGGGGUAUCCACCACAAGGGAUUCCAGGAGGGAUACCGAUGAAUAGACCCAUGGUACAUGGUGGAUAUCCGCAAUAUGGACAACCCCUUAACGGCGUUGGACAUCAUGCGCCGAUGGGACAGCCGAUGGCGAACCCAGGAGGAUAUCCUAUGCACCCGCAGCCUAUAUCUCAACCUGGAAUGAUGCCCGGGAUGAUGCCUCAGUACCCUGGGAUGCAGCAGCAUACACCCAUUGGUGGUUUGUCGUAUAACCCCGCGAUGCAGCCUAACCCAGCCAUGGGUCAGCCAGGAAUGGGUAUGCCUGGGUAUGGGCAUCCACCACCGCAACCUGGAUAUAACCCGAACCAGUUUGCGCGUGGGCCGCCUGGAGGUGCGGCUCCCAUGAGUGGCGCUUACGGCGGAAUGUACUAG
This is a messenger RNA of Serendipita indica DSM 11827, 2187 nucleotides long. The record is from the annotation of a GenBank genome assembly. NCBI's taxonomy places the organism in Eukaryota, Fungi, Basidiomycota, Agaricomycetes, Sebacinales, Serendipitaceae.